AUGGAGGGAGAGAGAGAUAACGACGACUGGUUCUUGAUCUGCUAUCCUGUAUCUCUGGGAACUAUCAGAUCCAUUCAACUUUGGCACGACAAUACUGGAAGAAGCGCUGACUGGUUUUGCUCCAAGGUGAUAAUCUAUGAUUUAUUCGAUAAUAUGCAGUACAUAUUCCUGGUGGAGCAGUGGCUCGCUCUGGAAGCAGACGAGUUCCCAGAAGCAGUUAUGCGCCCAGCGACAGUCGAUGAAAUACUGAGUGUCAAAAGGUUAUUUUUAGACAAUUCUAUGUCCAGUUUUCGAGAGAACCAUCUGUGGAUGAGCGUCGUCUCAAGACACCCUCGUAGUCUUGUAACCAGAAAAGAACGCGUAACCGUGUUGAUGGUUUGCAUAAUGACAGCUAUGCUAGCAAACAUAAUGUUCUUCGAGUUUUCCACCACUCAUGCAGAGGGGGUUGAUGAUCCGUCGUUUGAUAUUGGAAUGAGAGAAGUAUUUAUUAGCUUGGAGAGUUUUAUAAUCUCUGCUAUUUUUGCAGCUUUGGUCCUCAUUUUAUUCAAAUUGAGUUACAGGCAGGAAAUCCCAAAGUCCAAGACAACUCUUCAGACUCCUACCAGAAGAUCGAUAAGUGACCCUGCUGAGUAUUGGCAAUCCAGCCUGUUGACACAUGUCGACUUGACGAAUAUGCAAUCGUAUUGUGAAAAACCUAUGAGGCGUCGAAAAGACAUGUCCAGCUACGAUUUCUUUAUCUUCGUCUUAAAGAAGAUGGCGGCUCCAAAGAGGCUGAGGCCGGUGCAACUACUAUCCAGUUCUUUGCAGUAUCACGUCAAGAGGACAUGGAUGAUCAUCGCCUGGGUAGUAUCCACAAUCAUUAUCGUUGUCAGUGCUUACUUAGUGAUGCUGUACAGCCUGAAGUAUGGAGAAGUACAGAGUCUAAAAUGGCUAAGUAGCCUAACCAUGACUAUGGGCCAAGACAUAUUCGUAUUUACGCCUAUUAAAAUCAUAAUCCUAGCGGUUAUUCUGUCCAUGGCCUUUGAAAGAAUAUUUGAUGCCGGUUACUUUCAACUUAAGGUCAAAGAUGCAAUGAGAUUAGAGCUAUAUGGGAACCGAGAAUAUUUAAAUGAAUUGGUUGCAAGAAGAACACAUAAAAUGUAUUAUCCAAUGUCAGACCAGGAGAAAUUGGUGUGGAGAGAAAAACAAAUCAGACGGUCGAAAUGGAAAUCUCUCAUUGACUUGAUCGUGGUGCUGUUGUUUAUCCUGGUGCUGUGCUUAGUCAUGAGCAACAUGUGGAGUGGGUCUCAUUUUGUCCCGAAUAACCACGCCAUCAAUGUCCUUCAAUCUCAUUUGGAUCCUGAAAACUUCAUGUUAACCAAAGUUGUUAAUCGGACGGACUUCAAUGCGUUUAUGGAAACAACAUUUAUAGCUUCGCUCUACACCUUCAGAUGGUAUAACUUAAUCGAAAUGCCUAUUCUAACAUUUAAAGAUAAAAUGUAUGCAAGGAAAGACUGGAGCAGCGACUUUAUAUCGAGGUUGAUAGGAAUCCCUCGUAUACGUCAAUUACGCGUUAAGCCAGAGUGUGAGGUAAAUGAAUUGAUGAAACCAAUGGUGCCGUAUUGUACACUUCCUUGGAGCAUAUUGAACUCAGACAAUGAUGACUACGGUAUUCGUUGGCGCCAAGCGACCUUCCAAGACCUUCAGCGCUACUUCACCUACUGGAGGUACACAUCUGACUCGAACUCGUCUGUGUUCUCAUUGCCUGGGAAGACGGGCAACGUUUACUCUGCCAGUGGUUAUAUCGCCGAUCUCGGUACAAACAGAGAGAAUACUGAGAGAAUCCUGCAAGAUUUAAACACCUGGAAUUGGCUGGAUCCACACACCAGGGUUGCUUUUGUGGAAUUCACUUUAUACAAUGUCAACAAUCACUUGUUUACUCAAAUUACGCUUAUAGUAGAGCACUUGCCGAAUGGGGUUUUCCUGUAUGUUCAAAAUGCGGACUCAGUUCACAUCAGGGAGGAAAUCAGUUUGUGGAACACCGCCUACAUUAUCUUCAAUAUAAUGUUAUUGAUACGAAUUUUAUACAAAAUCAACCGGAACGGGCUUCUGAAUUUCUUUUCUUCCUUUCUGAACAUUUACGAGACAGUUGUCAUUAUUGUAGGCAUACUAAGCAUUACUGCUUACAUUAUCCACUUAAAGGAAUCGUCAUAUUACGUGGAAGAAUUCCAGCGAAAAGGAACCGACACAUUUUUUCACUUCAAAGAGGUUAUCGGUUAUUUCUUUUUGACAAAAAACCUUCUAUGUGUCUUAUUUUGUUUGCUAAUUUUUCGUCUUUUUGUAAAUUGGCACUUCGGCCGUAUGUUUGUUUCCUUUUACUUUACAGCCAUUCUCUCCAAACGCUGGAUUACUAUUUUGAUUCUUGUGUUCCUGUGUAUGUUUUUCGUCUUUUGGAGAAUGAUUGGGUACACCAUAAGUACAACUAUUUUUUCAGACUAUAAAUCUCUGAUAAUUCAUCCUCAAAGCUACAGCGCCAUCCACAAACCAUUCUCUUCGACAAGGGCUGAAAUAUUUCUCUGGAUACUUUUUGUUCUGGUUCUCGGUUUAGAAGUUUUUUGCUUUGUACUUUUCGUUUACUACUACAAACUUGCCAAGAAUCACAGGCUGGACCCGAUGGACUACUUUAAUUACAUCACGUUUCUCUUUGAGGAAUUCAAACGCAUGUGCAGAAGAAAGAAGAGGCGCAACGAAAAAUCUACACGGCGUGCUAUGAAUAAACCCAUAACCGUUUGAGUUACACUUUUUGCUACAUUCGUAUUGUUUUUUUGUGUUUUUCUUAUUAUAAAAAAAAUGUUUGUUUACUUCAUGUAAUAAAUGAAAACCUAAUUCA
Messenger RNA from Homalodisca vitripennis (glassy-winged sharpshooter), 2869 nucleotides. Its product is annotated as polycystic kidney disease protein 1-like 2. The transcript has 14 exons. Bases 1 to 2772 code for a protein of 923 amino acids. The record is from RefSeq and is a predicted model, not a curated record. Gene Ontology annotation, biological process: detection of mechanical stimulus. NCBI's taxonomy places the organism in Eukaryota, Metazoa, Arthropoda, Insecta, Hemiptera, Cicadellidae. Gene Ontology annotation, cellular component: membrane. Gene Ontology annotation, molecular function: protein binding; calcium channel activity.